This is a messenger RNA of Didymosphaeria variabile, 585 nucleotides long. RefSeq lists its product as uncharacterized. The record is from RefSeq and is a predicted model, not a curated record. Lineage: Eukaryota; Fungi; Ascomycota; Dothideomycetes; Pleosporales; Didymosphaeriaceae. The transcript has a single exon. Bases 1 to 585 code for a protein of 194 amino acids.
AUGGAGCAAAGAUCCUGGUUUCAAUCGUUCUCCCCCGCCGCCGCUUCUCACGCUCACCACCCCCAAUUCGUAGAGGCCCACCCCGAGAUCGCGAUUUCGAUCAUCGCCCAGGGGGGCCACCUGGAGGUUACCGACCACCUCCUAUGGGCGGACCAAGGCGAGGAUUUUCUCCACGCCGACGCUCUCGGUCGCCACCUGGAGCAUACGGAGGCGGAUAUCGAGGCCGGGGAGCCAGAGGUGGAAGAGGAGGUUUCCGCGGUGGUCGAGAUGACCAUGGAUACCGACCUAGACGCUCAAUGUCUCGCUCACGAUCUCGAUCACCUAGACGAAGCAUAUCAUAUUCACGAUCGCCCUCGAGAAGCCCACCGCCGAGGCGCGGUGGAGGAAGUAGAGGCGGUUACCGAAGGCGAGAUUCUCCCCCGCGCGGAGGCGGUGGCGGUGGCGCUGGUGGUAGAAGGAGUCCAAGUUACAGUUCAUACGGUAGCUACAGUCGGAGUCGAAGCAGGAGCAGGAGUCGAGGGCGUGGUCCUCCCAGGAGAUAGGAAUGCCGCAUCGAAGAUCAUUACACGCUUCCACACCCGGUAG